UGUCACCAGAAACUGCCAGGCCAGGGCUAACAUGGGUACACUGACCCCAAAAAAGAAAGCCCUUAACCAUAAGUGAGUAUACUGUGGCCAUACCCAUAAGGGAGGGGGAUACAGGAACUAACCCCUCCACUUGAUUCUGGGCAGAUGCACCAAACAGUACCAGCCCCAAGGUUGUGUACAACACCCCUGUGUUGAUAGAGAGCAGCUGAAACAUGAGGAGUAACCAAACAGUGCCCACAGUCUUCUCAAUCCCACCACAGAGGAGCACCAGAACCCCAAUGCUGAGGAGUAUCUGGGUCUCUGUCUGGUGGUGGAAGGAGUAUGUGAUGAGCUUGUGUACCGCAAAGAAAGAGGAGAGGAUUAAACGGAUAUUAUCGGGUUGAUAGACAUCAGCGGCAUUGAUGUGUUGUGCUCUAGCUUGCUGCUGUAGCCUAAUGGCACAAUCUGUUACGUCAUUAACGUUAGCUACACGUUGUAGCAAGCUAGAUAACGAUACAACAGACCCAUUCAAAGUGGCUAGCUAGCUACUGAGCAUGAUUCUUGAGUCACUCAACCCCUCCUUGCUAAGCUAAGGUACCAUGCCCAUUGGCAAAAACUGUAGUUCCAAGACUUUAGACAUCUUCUGAUAAACCGAAAUAUGUAGUGACUGUAAACAAAACUGAUGAUACUGUAACGAUCCUGGGUUUAUAAACGCGGAAAUUGACUCAGCCGCACGAGCAUGCUUUUGCGGUACAGGCGAUAGCGCGCCGGACCUCGGGCUAGAAGGUCCGAGGGUUCGAGACCUGCUCCCUGUCUGUUUCAUUACAAUACUAUAAUGACAGCAACAAUGCCACUUGUUAGCCUGAACUCAGGAGUAAAACUCUUGAACCUCUGAACCACAUCUUUCUAAACUAUUCGAGUGAUCAUGUUGAUGCUCAGUGCAUACUUGUCAAACUACUAGAGGAUAAUCAAGCACAAUACAAAAUGUCAGUAACGACACUUUUCCUCCAAUAUUGCACAACACUUUAGCCAAGACUUGAGAAGUUAGCUUGCUAAACCAAAACAAAUGCACUGAACUUCCGCAUUUGGAUUAAUCACUUUCACAACCACAAAGAUACUGUUGCGCAGACCAUGAAGUGCGUUAAAGGCAUUGCUGCAUUUAAAGACACUUCCUUCCACCUGCUGGCUUGUGCCUGAAAUGUGAUGACCAAGGAGUCCUCAACAGCUCAUAAAGAAAGAUGGAUCGUAAUGAUGAGAGAAUCAAAAGAGCUUUAAGACGCCGCCCUUAUGUGUUGAAACCAGUGAGGGUGAACACCCCUGAUUCCAUGUUGUGGCCAACCGGCAAGGUGCACAGAAGGCCAAAGCCUUCUAAUUCAGUGCAGACCCCUCAGAUCCACAAAAGGCCUCCAAUCAUUGUGAGCUAUGGGCAGGACCAGACAUCUGGGGAUGGAUGGAGCAUCAAUCCAGAGCCUCUCAGCCAGUCUGGAAGGGUGACUCGGCUGAUAGAGAGAAAAUAUGAUGACGUGAUCUCAUCCUCCAGUUCUGAUGACUUUUCCAUCUACUCCUUCACUGACUGUGAAUCUGAGUGUGAUGAUGAGGAUCAUGAAAGGAGGACCCCAAAGCUGAAAGUUGAGAAUGGAAAGGUGACAAAGCUUGAUGUGAGGGAUAUGGAUGAGGAUGAUCUGUCUCUCCACUCCUUCGAUGAGUCAGACUUCCUGAGCCCAGGGAAGGUCUCAGGUCCUGUAUCUGUCAAGAAUGGCCUCUCUCCUCUUGUGACCUCAGCACACCGGACCCUGGCUGAAGCCCUAUGGGCCCUGCCCUCUGCUGUAGGCUCUCCCUACCCAGUAAAUGUUCCAAGGCCUCGGACUCCUCUCAACCUUGUCAUUAUCGCUCCGCCCCGAACAGAGAACUUCCCAUACCGCCACAGCCCUCGCCUGGCUCCCAUCACCAACCUGAGCGAGACCGGCAGGAAGCUGCUCCAGGAAAUGGCUGGAGUGGCCCCACAGGAAGGGAAGGUCAAUAAGAAAAAGAAGAGCAAGGCCAAAAAGGAAUUGAAGCAAGAGAAGGCUAGUAAGACGCAACAGAUGGGAAAUGUUGGAGAAAGUAAGGAGGAGGACAAGAAAGAGGAAAAGAAGAGUCUGAAGAAGAGGUUUCUUGAGUGGCUGCUGCCCAAACUGAGAUGUUCAAAGAAAUAAUGGCCAACUAUUACUUCUACCACACACACACACAGAUUUUGAGUAUUGGUUAUUCCUACAACACACACAAACAUAAUAUCAGAGACGGGAACUAUGAUUAGCAAAAUACAUAUAUUGGUCUCAUUCUUAUAUUUUGAGACAUGCAGCAUUAUUUAAAUAAAAAUGAUAUUGAUCCCCAUACAGCCUAUGAUAAUGAGUUGGAUUUACAUGCUUAGGCUUGGAAAUAUAGCCAGGAGAAGCAGGGUCAACACCUCUACUCAUGUCAUGACAUCUUUAGUAACCACAGAGAGAUAAGACCUCUGUCUCAACAGUCUCAUCCAAAGGACAGCACCAACCUUAGGGAAGUGUCACUGGUAUUGGGGUCUUAGGUCUCCUUUGGCCAAAGUGAAGAGUUGAGGGCCCCUUACUGGUCUCCUUGCAAUAUCUGGUCUCCCACACAGAGAUGGAAAUCUACACCUGUUUAGACCUUGGAGGAUAUGGCUUCAGAUGAAAGACAGCAGAGAGAUGCAGAACGUAAAAGCUUCAAACACAUUGAUAUGCAAAUGUAGGACCAUUGUACACUGAAGUGAAGCAUGCAUCUGGUCUGAAGCAUGUCAAAAGAGUAGAAAUGAACUGGCACUGGAGGAAUACAUCACAUUUAAACUAAAUUAGCAUGUAUCUGAUUUAGCUACACUCAUCUGUACUUGAAUUGUGCUGUUUGAAACGUGCAUUUCCAAUAAAGAUUUCUAAAUUGCA
Oncorhynchus tshawytscha (Chinook salmon) is the source of this 2909-nucleotide messenger RNA. RefSeq lists its product as uncharacterized. The transcript is spliced from 10 exons. The record is from RefSeq and is a predicted model, not a curated record. NCBI's taxonomy places the organism in Eukaryota, Metazoa, Chordata, Actinopteri, Salmoniformes, Salmonidae. The coding region runs from base 1218 to 2174 and encodes 318 amino acids.